Messenger RNA from Cyprinodon tularosa, 3211 nucleotides. It is a transcript of the gene arhgap12b, whose product is annotated as Rho GTPase activating protein 12b. The coding region runs from base 241 to 2898 and encodes 885 amino acids. NCBI's taxonomy places the organism in Eukaryota, Metazoa, Chordata, Actinopteri, Cyprinodontiformes, Cyprinodontidae. The record is from RefSeq and is a predicted model, not a curated record. The transcript is spliced from 19 exons. Gene Ontology annotation, molecular function: protein binding. Gene Ontology annotation, cellular component: cytoplasm. Gene Ontology annotation, biological process: regulation of GTPase activity; signal transduction.
GACAUCCAGCAGAGAGGCGGGGGAUUGCGAACCGAGAGGCUGACUGGAGCUGUGCUGCGGGCUCCACCGGACUAGAAGCCGCUCUAACGGGUCUGGUGAUCCUCCUUCCAGCGGCGGACGCGGAGCCCACAGGGCCGGACCUACAGCAGCCGUUCCUGGUUUGGUGAAACAUGGGAAGCCCCCUAGGGCCUGGCCGGUGAGCAGCUGAGGGUCAAAGUUAAAGCACUUGCUCCUGGAGUCAUGGCGGACAGAGAGGGGCUCGCCAUCGCCCCGGGUCAGGUUUACGUUGAAGUGGAGUAUGACUAUGAGUACAAGGCUAAGGACAAGAUGGUGACCAUUCGCCAGGGAGAUUGUUACAUGCUGGUAAAGAAGACCAAUGAGGACUGGUGGCAGGUUAGGAAGGAGGAAGGUGCAAAAGCCUUUUAUGUUCCGGCGCAGUACGUCAAGGAGGUGCGGCGGGCACUAAUGCCCCCCCAGAAACCAGCCCUGAGAGCCAAGCCCACUGUUUUGGACAUUUGCCGGGAAUCCAACGAGAACCUCAACAGGCCUCAGCCAGAAAUGUCCAGUUUCGGCCGCCCGUCACCUUCCUCCACCCCUUCGCCGUCCUCUGACCGCGUCACGCCGCCCGUUCUCCCAAAGGACGCCAACCAGAACCUAGGAAGCCCCCACCACUGCAAGCUGGUGGCAGAACUAGUUCUCCUCCACAACAAUAACAACCACCCCCACGGCAACAACUCUUCGUUGCCACGGACACGAGCCGAUUCGCCACCGCUCAGAGUGGGAAGUAGACACAGUAAGAGUCCAGAUAGCGAGAAGAGCUUGGCUUCGGGCGAGGUGCCAGGAGAGGGGUCCGUCAAGCACCGCAACGACUCGGAGUCUGGAGACGAGCUCAGCAGCAGCUCAACGGAACACAUGCAGACGACAUCGCCCACGGGUCCGGGCCGCUCAGACUCGCCGGUCUACACCAACCUCCAGGAGCUGAAGAUCUCCCAGUCCAGCCAGCCGCCCGUCCCUUCAGGCUCCCCGCUCCACGUCCUGGGUGACUGGGAGACCCACAAAGACCUGAGCGGGAGGUAUUUCUACUACAACCGGGCCAGCGGAGAGCGCACCUGGAAGCCGCCGCGCUCCAGAGACACCUGCAGCAGCAUCAGCAGCGUCCGAGGAGACAGCCCAGGAACGGCGGAGAGCGAGCCUCUGUCCUCAGAGGACAACUGCCACAGCACCCAUUCCAGCCAGUCAGACAGCCAGUACGGAUCGCCCCCUAGAGGCUGGUCGGAGGAGCUGGACGAACACGGACACACCCUCUACGUGUCCGAAUACACGCAGGAGAAGUGGAUCAAACACGUGGACGAACAGGGCCGGCCGUACUACUACAGCGUGGACGGAUCCAGGUCAGAGUGGGAGCUGCCCAAGUAUAACAUCUCCCCUCAGCCCGGAGAAGUUCCUAAGAGUCGCAGUUUGGAGAGGAAGCAGCCGGAUCCCAUCGUCCUCACCAAGUGGAGACACAGCACCUACGUCUUAGACCUCAACGACAAGGAGUGUGCUUCGGCGCCCAAGCACAGCUCUCCAGACUCUGACUCCUGCCCAUCAUCUCCUAAACUCCCGUCAUCCCCCUCUGAGAAGUGUGGAGUGCUCAAUGUCACUAAAAUCACAGAGAAUGGAAAGAAACUCAGGAAGAACUGGACGUCCUCCUGGACCGUGCUGCAGGGUUCCUCCCUCCUCUUUGCGAAGGGGCAGGGGGGCAGCGCCUCCUGGUCGUACUGCCGCAGCGGCUCCAUCCCAGAGCUGCUCCUCACUCUCCUUAGCAGCUGGAAGCGCUCGGUCAAGCCCCGCCCCGCUGUCUGCUAUGUGAACUGUGGGCCUGUGCAGGCUGCUGCUAAAUUUGGCAGUAAUCAGUCCAAGCCCGAGUUCACGGUUGAUCUGCGCGGCGCCUCGGUGGAGUGGGCUUCCAAGGAGAAGUCCAGCAAGAAACACGUCAUCGAGCUGAAGACCCGUCAGGGGACAGAGCUGCUGAUCCAGUCUGAGAUCGACAGCGUCAUCAAUGACUGGUACCGGGCCCUAACCGAGACCAUCAACACUCAUGCUUGGGAGUCCGAUGAAGCCAUUGAAGAAGACAUGCCAGAGUCUCCGGGGGCAGAGAAACAGGACAAAGAGAAGGACCAUCGGGACUCCAAGAAACACAGAAUGAUGAAGAACUCUGUGAGCAUGGACUCAUCGGACCAGAAGAAGACCAGGAUGAAGCUCAAGAAGUUCCUCAUAAGGCGUCCAACUUAUCAGGCUGUCAGAGACAAAGGAUACAUCAAAGACCAGGUGUUUGGCUGCAGUCUGAGCAGUCUGUGUCAGCGGGAGAACACGUCCGUGCCCAACUUUGUCAAGAUGUGCAUCGACCACGUGGAGAACACAGGUCUCAGUGUGGACGGCCUCUACAGAGUGAGUGGGAACCUGGCGGUGAUCCAGAAGCUCCGCUUCGCCGUGAAUCACGAUGAGAAGGUGGACCUGAACGACAGCAAGUGGGAGGACAUCCACGUCACCACCGGAGCUCUGAAGAUGUUCUUCAGGGAGCUUCCUGAGCCGCUCUUCACGUACGGAUCCUUCGGUGACUUUGUCAACGCCAUCAAAUGCUCCGACUACAAGCAGCGACUGAAUUCAGUCAAAGACUUGAUCAAGAAGCUGCCGAAACCCAAUCAUGACACAAUGCAGGCUCUGUUCAAACACCUGCGCAGAGUGAUAGAGCACGGAGAGGCCAACCGCAUGACCACCCAGAGCGUCGCCAUCGUGUUCGGACCCACGCUGCUGCGGCCGGAGACGGAGACGGGCAACAUCGCCGUCCACAUGGUCUACCAGAGCCAGAUCGUGGAGCUGAUCCUACUGGAGUAUGAGAGCGUGUUCGGGAGGUAGAAGAGGAGGAGCCUUCCUCUGGGUUCCCCCAAACUCAGACUCUCUUCUUCCUCUCUUCCGUUUGUUUGCUGCGGAGCGAGCAGUCGGGAGGAAUAAAAGAAUAAAUAAAUAAAAUGAACCGUUUAAAAAAGUGUUGCACUUACAAGGAAUUUGGGGAUGAGUUCAGGAAAUAAAAUUAGAUGUAUAGACGUUGCCCCCCCCUUCUUUUUUUUUUGUUUUCCAGUUGCCAUUCCUGCUGCGAGUAGCGGGCCGAUGACGGACAUGCUUUCAGAAUGUUGCCGUGGUGAUGUGCGGACGUCUGUGUGAGUUGGUG